Molecule: messenger RNA, 2854 nt
Organism: Perca fluviatilis (European perch)
Lineage: Eukaryota; Metazoa; Chordata; Actinopteri; Perciformes; Percidae
Product: putative bifunctional UDP-N-acetylglucosamine transferase and deubiquitinase ALG13
Exons: 23
Coding region: 301-2739 (812 amino acids)
Biological process (GO): protein deubiquitination
Molecular function (GO): cysteine-type deubiquitinase activity
Source: RefSeq, a predicted model, not a curated record
GAAGAGGUCAGGGCCGGUGAGAGGAGAGGUCAACCAUAUUAGAUUUGAUUAGGAUCACAAAAGCAGAUUACUCAAUUGUUACCAGUAUUAUGUUCCUCUGAUGAACAUGAUAGCCUACUGGCAACAAUUGAACUUGAACCUCCUCAUUAAGUUUUUUUGCAGAAAGGUUAAGAUGUCUAUAGGCGCUAUGGUUGGGUCAUUUUAAACUAGAAUGGAGUUUGGAAAAGCAGUUGCCACGACUUAAAAUUGUAUUACUCUCAGAACUACCAUCAGAAGAUCCGUCAGGACUGCGCCGACUACAUGAAAGCCACCAGAUGCAACUUUGAACCGUUUGUUGAAGGUUCAUUUGAGAAAUAUCUGGAGCGUCUGGAGGACCCCAAGGAGACAGUGGGUCAGGUGGAGAUCAAGGCUCUUUCUCAGCUCUACAGGCAUUGUUUCCUGAUCUAUCGUUACCCGGGGGAACCAGCCAUGGUGAUCUCGGAGGGCGACUUUGUUGACAAGGUGACACUGUGUGCCUCCAACAAUCACUAUGACAUCAUAUACCCGAGGAGUUACCUUGCCUCUGCCGCUCUCUGUCAGUCUCUUCUCUAUGAGCUGCUCUAUACUAAGGUGUUUGGGUUUGAGGAGGCGGAGCUCAGUGACGCCAUGGAGGCCUUCAGGAUCGGAGGUCGUUGCUAUAGAAACAGACCAUCCGCGUGUAGGGAUGUCGACUUUGGCUGCGACACACCUGAGGACCGAUGUCACAGGGAGGAGUCGAAGUCGGGUGGAGCGGCAGAGGAGAAACUCCAAGCUGUGACAGACGACUCAAAGCCUCCUGAAGAAGUCCCGCCCCCCUCCAGACUGUCUCUUCCUUAUAAGGUCAUGAAGUCUCUGGACGGAAAACGUUACAGAAACCUUGAGUUUGAUGUCUGGCUGGACACCUGCAAAGAGAUGCAGAAGACCAACUACAUGGUGUUUGAAGGGAGGCAGUACUUCCUGGGAGACAAGUGUCAGGUGCGUCUAGAGCCGCAGGGGAAGUACUUCAAUGCCUUCAUCCAGGAAGUAGGAACACAGCCAUCAGCCGUCACCGUCUUCAUCGAGGAGCUGGCAGAGAAACACCUGGUUCCUCUGACUAAUCUAAUACUAGUGAACCCAUUUCCUGCCUGGAACGUUGCUGAUCCCACCAGAAAAGGAGACCUGGACUCGGACUCUCGUGGUCAGCGACGUCACCGCCAUCGGUACUACAGGAAGUCUUGCGGAGUGAAAGGGGCGAAGCUGCUGAUGCCGCCACCAUUCUACUAUGGAGGCCCAGAUCCCUUCGCCCUGCCCCCCCCCUUCCAGACCGGCCCGCCCGCUCCUCUGUCACCAGGAGCCAUGACCUACGACCCCUACGCCCCCCUACACCAUCACUACCACCCAACCAGACCUCCUCGCAACGGAGCCUCCAGAAGGUCCACGCGCUUUCUGAGCCGCCACCUAAUUGGUCCAGAGUUGACCUAUUACCACCCUGGCAGACGAUAUUACCACAACAACGAGAACUACGCCUUCAGUCGUAGUCGGCGUCUGCUGCUGAAUAAAGAGUGUCAGUUUGGUUUCCCCGCGGAGACAGUGGAGGAGCCGACUUAUCAGGAUGCAACCAUGGCAUACUACCAGCUGGACGAGACCAGUGACGCCGUCUUCCCUCCAGUGCCAAUGAGAAGACCAAAACUACAAGAACCAGAUGAUACAGACCCGGUUGUGGAACCGCCUCCCUCCAUGGGAGGAAACACCCCCCUCUGCUCGUCAGAGGAGGACCAGGCUGAGUACACAGACGAGUACAUCUACUUUACUCAGGAUCAGAGAUACCAGCCCUCAGGUGUUUACACUGCUGCUGAGCCCUCCACAGAUCAGGUAGAGAAGCCAUUAGCGGCCACCUGCUCUUCACCCUCCUCAUCCUCCUCCUCCCCAUCUUCUGAGUUGGGUGAGCCUCACUGCACCGUGGAAGCUCCGCCCCCUUACUCGAACGCCCCUAACGGCAGUGAUUUACCCCAAGACUGCAGAGUCCUCCAGUAUUACUUCAACUUAGGAGUCCAGUGGUACCAUCAGCAGCAGCAGCAGCAGCAGCAGCAGCACGUGUACCAUGCCACCUCACAGGAGGCACCCUACCCCUACCAGCACUACACCCCCUACCUGAGCCAGGAACCGCCCCUGCAUGCUGCCCCUCCUUCGUACUCUGAGACAACUCAAGGGCCCAAUCAGCCACCCUCCUCUUACCCAGAAUCCACCAAGGCAGAAGAUGGACACACACAUGGACACAGCAGUGGCCCCGCCCCCUCCUGUGAAGCCUCCUCCUCCACCAUCAGCCCUGCCCCUCCAGACUCCACCCCCUCCUCUGCUUUCCCGUACCCAUAUCAAACACCCCCCCCACCACCCUCGCUGCUGCACCUGCCAUAUAAACCUCCGCCCACGGCCACCUAUCUUCCAACUGCCCUUCCUCCUCUGGCUUUGUCUGCUCAUCCUGACCCCGCCUACCUCACCCAUCACUCCUCUUACCACGCCUACCUCUCCCGCUCCACCCACUGGGGGGCCUUACAGACCAGAGGCCACGCCACGCAGGUCUACUGCCCUGCCCCUAACCCCUCCCACUGGGGGGCGCUACAGACCAGAGGCUAUGCCACACAAGUCUACUGCCCUCCCCCUAACCCCUCCCACGUUGUCGGUUACAUCAGAGCCCCGACAUCCCACCACAUGGCCACACACUACAUUCCUCCCAGCAUCUAACACACGCAACAUACCUCACUCAUUAGCUAAAGGCUAACAACACCCUUUGUGUUCAAUAAGCAGUGCUAAGAAGUCCCCCAAACAAUUUCCUGCUAAUGUGGAACCUUAACAAAAU